Echinostoma caproni is the source of this 735-nucleotide messenger RNA. Lineage: Eukaryota; Metazoa; Platyhelminthes; Trematoda; Plagiorchiida; Echinostomatidae. The record is from the annotation of a GenBank genome assembly.
GUAUCCUGUAUUCGAGCCGGUCUCUUACCUGUCAGUCCAGAGGCUACAGAAUUGCUGGUGAACAGUGGUGUGCGUUACCAUGAUUAUCGUGGUAUCCUGGUGGACGAAGCAGAACGAUCAAGCAUACAAAGUGAUCUUGGUCCAAAAGCUAAAAUUCUUUUCCUGCGCAACCAUGGUGUGGCAGUUGCUGCUUCCAGUGUUCCCGAAGCCUGGUACUUGGUCAAGCGUGUCGUAGCCGCGUGUCAGACUCAAAUGCGUAUGCUCCAACUGGCAGGUGGUGCUAGUCUAUUGAACGAACUGAAGGAAUCCGCUACACAUUUGUCCGAAGGGCAGUCCAAUUUGACCGGUUCUCGUCCGUUUGCUGAUUCAGAUCAAGCGGAGGAUCACGAGGCGGAUCACGAAAAAGAUCACUUGUUGAUGAACGGCAAAGCAAUGAGUGAGACGGGGGAUAUUUCGUGGACUCCAGAGGAACUCGAGUUUGAGGCAGAAAUGCGUGUACUGGAUAGUGCCGGGUUUCGUACAGGUCAUGUUUAUCGACAACCCAAUCUACUACGCCGUGCUCACGUGACUUCGACUUGGGCUGGUGAUACACUAGGCGAUCAGAUGACCGGGGCAGAAUUGCUCACCACGGAUUUCUCCGCUACAGAAUGUAGUGCUAUGGAUGAUAUUGCCGCAGCAGAAGCUGCUGGUGCCCAACAAGUCGCCAAGAAUUGGCGUGUUAAGCGCUGCAAAUGA